AUGUGUGAUAAAGCUGCAUGUGACAUGCAAAGCAACUGCUCUCGUCUUUUUGAGAUGUUUCCAAAAUUUUUUUCCCAUGACAAGAUCAAGGAUAAAGCCAUUAGUAUUAAAAAUUUGACUCAAAUCAUUGGAGCACUUAAAAGCUGUGAUGAAGGUCAAGCUUGUUUUAAAGCUGCCCAAAUACAUAUCAAGCAAACUAUGUCAGUGUCUUUAGAGGGUGCUGAAGCCUACUUUAUCUUUCUAUCUUCUCAAAGUGUUUCUCUUACUGAAUUGAAUGUUCUCUGGCUCUUAACUUCCCUUGCUUUUCGAACUGGAGAGACUGCUUGUUUGGAAGAAAUAGCAAACAGCUGUGAUGAUUAUCCUGUUGAUGGUGAUUUCAUGAACAACUUGGGAGUGAUGCUAACCCAGAGGAUGAAGUGUGACCUUAGUGAGAAAUGCUUUUUAGGUGCAUUACAUUACUUUCAGCAUGAAGAGAAUCAUCUGGGCAUUGCUGUUGUUACUGUCAACUUGGCAUCCUUCCAUGAGAUCUGUGGAGACUUACAGAAAGCUCAGUCGUAUUGUAAUGAUGCAGUUGAAUUGUGCUUGAAUAUUGCAAGGACCCCACUAACUGAUGUUCAUCUCUUUUGGAAAGUAGUUUUUAGACUUAGUCUCUUUUGUGAAAAACUUUCAAACUUCAAAAGUUAUCAUAAUAUUCUGAGAGUUGCUGUGAAAUUUGACAUUGAUUGCAUUAGUGAUGCUUUUGCAGUUAAAUACAUGAAGCAGCUGAUGACUUUGCAAAUGAAAGAACAUGAGGGUGGACAGAUUAAACAAGAUGAAUUGGAAGAACUUGCUUUGCUACUCUUUGCAGCAGAUGCAUUCCCAAAGACACUGCCACUAAAUCCUGACUUCAUAGAAACUGUUAUGAUGUUGGCAGAGAUGAACUGCACUAUCAAGUGCUCCAAAGAAGCUAGGCAGUUGAUUGACAAGUUGGAGUCAACAUUCCUGCAUGUCUAUGGUGGAAAUUGCCCACUCUUUGGUUUCUUACAGUACAAAAUUGGCCAUUUCAAAUUUAAGUAUGGAGAGGCUAGUGAAGCACAGAGUAGUCUCAUUAAAGCUGAGCAAAUAUUCAUCAACUACUUUGGUAGAGAGCAUCACAUGGUUGGAUCUUGCAAGAGUCUACAGGGUGCCUGUGCCUUGCAGAAAGGAAACCAAGAGGAGACCUGUCAUUAUCUAAAGGAGGCUCAUAAUAUUUUUGAGAAUAUAAAUCCCCACCACCCUGAAAUAGGCAAAAUCCUUUUGAAGUUUGCUGAUCUGGAGAGUGAGGCUGGAAAUUUUGAGAAUGCCAAAUUAACCAUUGAAGAAGCACUGGGAAUGUUCAUAUUGUCUUGUGGUAAGACCUCCCUGCAGACAGCCCUUGCUUAUCUUCAAGGUGCAUCUAUUCUGCAAAGGAAAGGAAAAUUCAUGCAGUCAGCUUUGGACAAAGUGAAGAAAACCACAGACAUCUUUAUACUCCAUGGCUUGCAUCAUGAUGAUCCAGAUGUUGCCUUUUGUCGCUGUUUACAAGGCCAGUUACUGCACUCCCUGGGUCAAGUCAAAGAAGCUGAAGAGGAGUUUCUCUUUGUACAUCAUCAGCUAUCAUCACGGGAUGACUUGUCUACGAAGACCAACAUUAUUGCCCCUGAACUUUAUCGAAUGUUCUAUUUGGUAGACGCUGACGGUCUUGCCCUGAGAGAUUCUCACUGUUCCCACUUUCUUUCACUUGUCAGUCUGGCUCAUAUGAAAACAGGAGAUGAAAAAAUGGGUCAUAUGAGAGAAAUUUUCAGCUGUUUAGAAGAGUUAGACUCCAAGUUCCUGACAGUUUCAGAUUAUUUGGGCAAACAUGUGCACUGUGCAUUACACAGAAUUUUGGAGGCUGAUAUCCAGGUUUCUUGGAUUUUGAUUCCUGAUUCUGCUAAACUACUAGAGUUCUUCUCAUCACCAUACAGUGGUAAGGAAAGGAGGCCAUUAAGAGAUUAUGAAGAUGUUUACUUGAUGUCAUCAUGCAGUAACAGUGAAAAGAAGCCACAUUUUCUUCUCUUCUGGAAGACAUCAGAUGUCUUGGAAACUGGAGACUUAGGUUGUGUUACCUCUUCCUUCCGUGAAAGUGUUAAACUUCUGUGUCUACAGCCUAAGUUUAGAAAAACCUUUCAUGAGAAACAAGAGUUUUUCAUGAAGCUGCCAAUUCAAGAGCAAUCACCUGCUCUACCUUCCCUCUCUUCCCGAAUUGACUCUCUUCCACUUCUAGUCGAGUUAGAGUUGUCAAAAUUGCACAACCAGCGUGAUAGCAUUGUUAGUUCUCCCACUGCAUCUCCUCUUUGGCCUUUGGCGCAUGUGUCCUACAUUUCCUAUAGAUUUUCUUCCUCCAGUAAGGCACUGCUUCUUUUUUACAAGUGUAUUUCAAGUUUGGGUAGAACACUAGAAUUGUCUGAGGUGCUCAGCAUUUCAACUCCUGAGGUUCCAUCAGCUUUACAGAGGAAUUGUGCAGUCCACUUUACUUUUUUGAAUCCUAUCUGUGCCUCCUUGUCUCUGGCUGUUGAGGAAGAAUCUGUUUAUGUAAAGUGUCGAGCUGUAAAAGAAAGUGGGUCAACUUGUAUUUGUUCCUCUGUGAGAAGUGCUUUGAAGAGCAUCACAGAGUCUCUUGAGUCUGAUUUUAGAGGAUCAGUCUUUGAACAAAGUCUAUGUUUACCAUGUGUGGAGGAUGGUGGUGGAAAUUGUAAGAAGCCAUCCAAAUGUUAUUGUCACUGUAAGGACUUUCAAGAUGAAUCUUCCUGCAAUUCUGACCAAAAGUUGGCUUUACAUGAACAAACCAAUUGGGAACCAGAUUCUGAUGUGCUUAAGAUAGGAACAUCUGUUGACCUGUCACAGACUGAGGUAAUUAAAAUUGUUACUUUGUGAUUUAAAUCAUUAAAACAAGUAAGCUCACAGGCUAAAAAUUCUCCAGGGCCAGGUUGUUCAAAGCUAGGUUAAGAUAAUCCAGGGUUAGUGUGAAUUCUGAUUUCAGAUCUGAUAGCAUUAAAAGAAAAUUCAGUUGAAUUCUUUUUGUCUAGAAUAUGAUUAUUUGAUGCUCUAUAAAGAACACGGGAAACUAUCCCAAAAAGGCAUUUGAAUAAAUGAAUAAAGAAAUCCAGAUUAAAAUUUAACCUUGGGUUAGCACUAAUCAACCUUUGAACAACUGGGCCCAGAUAAAUAUUUGUUUUGGCAUGAUGUAAAUGUAUACAUAAUUGUACAUGGUGUAAUCUUGUUUCUUUCUCUUUCUGCCUUUGAAGAAGGCAGAGGAGGGGGCUAUUUGGUUAAGUAGUCAAAAAUUUUUUGUUCUCAUUAUUUUGAGAAAUUCUGUCAUUUUUACUCAAACAGUGUACUAGUAGUGGUUGAAGUGAAAUCUUACAACCACUGUUUCAAGAUAUUUUUGAGUCAGCAUAUCUCAUCCAUCACUCUGAACAAUUCCCCAAGAUGAACUGGUAGAAUUGCAAAAGAUGGUGAAUUUUCCAAGAUGUUUAGACCAUUUAUCAUGCAAAGUUUUUGUCAUUUGCACUGCCAUGAGUUUCCUGUGUGAUUGAUAAAGAGGGUAAUUAAAAUGUUAGUAAGUUUAGGGUUAAAAUGAAGGAAUGUAUUGGACUCUGGAUCAAGUAUUCCAGAUUCAAGCUUUUGCUGGAGUCACUGGGCUUUGUUGUUGGUCACUCUUUAACCCUUUAACUCCCAAGAUCUGAUUGGAAAUUCUGCCCUCUGUAGCUGCUACACAUUUCCUUGUGAAUAAGUUACGAGAAUUUGGUAUUAGAUCAAGAUAACAACUUCUACCUGAUACAUUUGAGUAUGCUCAUUACCUGUUUGCUGGAUAAUGAAUGGAUAUUGUAGAGAGAAGUUACUUGUAAAUCAUGUGUUAAAGACAUAAAAGUCAUUGAUUAAGAGUUCACAAAGGGUAGAAUUUCAAGUAUAAAAUAAGUCCAUUUUCAGCAGGAUCUUGUUUAUUGAAAUUGUUGUCUUUUCUGUGAUAUAACAAAAAGAAAGUGCAAGUAUCAUUGUAGAUUUACCCAAACUGGGAGAUGCUGUGGUGAAAUUAAGUACAAAAAGAUUAAUAUGAUGAUGACUUAAUGUAUUAUUUUUAUUUGCUUUGAAUUGACUAUGGUUUGUUUAUUUUAUAGGAUACUAAAAGCUCAUCAUUCACUGUCCUCUCUGAAGACAAGAUUGUGACUGAUGUUUGUGUAAACCUUUUGGAGUGUAUUUUGAGAAACGGAAAGUUAUCUUUAGCAGUACAACUUUCUGGCAUAAACAAUGGAUUAUAUACUACUGAUGGUACAGAAGAACAUGUUAACUCUCUUUUAACUCCUGUCUCAACAAAUGAAAAACCGGAGUUUAUGCAGAAAGCUUUGCCAUCUGUGGAGAAUGUCCAUGGGGAAACAUAUUCAGGAAAAGAGACAGGUAAUAUCUCAGACACAUCAUCAACUUCACAGGCAAUCUUUGUCAGCAGUCACUACCAUGAGAGUGCAGCAGUGAAGUCAAAUUGUGAGGAGGGUUUAAUUGCAGAGUAUCAUCCUAGCUCAGAAACCAAAGACAAUUUGCCACUCAAUGAAAUUCCUCAAGAGACUUACAGUGUUCAAAGCAUUGAAGCAUGCUCUAACAAAGAGGAGUUGAGGGAGAAUCACAGAAUUGAAUUUGAUCCUAGUCCUGAACUUCCAUUGGCCGCAGAGAAUGGCAAAGGCACCAUUACCAAUGGUAACCUGAUCUGUGAAUUGCAAGAUGAAGUUGUGUUCUACCAGGAUCAAUGCCAUGAACUAAGAGAAGAAUUAAUAAAAUUGAAAGAGAAGUUGAAGCUCUGCGAAGAGGAGAAACAAGGUCUUCAAGCUGAAGUAGGAAGACAGUUAUUUUUGGAAAGCAAAGAAAGACGUUGCAGCAAAAAGGUUUAUCAACCCCCCAGCAAACAUGCCAGUGGAAGGAGUAAGCCUGUUGGAGUUAGAGGUGCAUCCCAUGACUUUUCAGGUACGGAUGCUAAGCUGCUUGGUGGUGUAAAUCCUUUAGACAAAGCGGGUAAAUACUUUUUUCAAAUGGAUACUGUGGCUAUUUUGCUCCAGAUAUGAUUCAUAUAGACUGUAUGUUACUUCUACUACAAAUUUGCACUAUUGAUGUACAUUACUUAUCAUAUCCAAAAGAUGAUCACCAGAAAGCAUGCUGGAUUGGUAAAGGUUAUGACUUUCUGUCUUCAUCUCUCAAUAAUGCACCUCAAAAGGUAGAUGUUGUACAAUCUGGAACCUUGUCAUAUAGCCAUUAAUCAGUAUAUCAAACUACAACAGUACUGAAACUUGGUACUGUACCUUUAUUUAUAAAUUCCACUACAAAAAAAAGGCUCUCAAAAUUUGACGUUUCUUGGGAUAAGUAUUGAUGCAUGCAUCAUAGUAUUCUAAGAGUUACCCCACAUUUAUCUUGUUUGCAUUUUUUUUUGCAGGUUUCUCGAUUCAACAAAGACUUCAGGAGAUCUCACUUUCCCUAUCAGAAUUGGAACUAAGCAGAAUGAAGAAGCUUGUUCAACCCAUAUUGGAUGGCUUUAGACUUGCCAGGAUCAGGGAGUGCUCAGAGUUGUUUGAGGAAUUAGAAAGAAGAGGGGAGUUUUCCUGUUCCUUUGUUAGAGAUCUUCUAGAAAGAAUCCAUCGUUUUGAUCUUGUAGAGAAACUUGUUGAACCUUUUCAUAAUGGUGAAGAAUCAUCUAAAAGGGAAUAUUGUUCACCUCAAGAGAGCAAACAACUGGAUGACAUGUCUGAAAGUGUUUCUGGUGUCAAUAGUAAACAAUGUGAUGAAGUGGAAGAAGGGAAAGAAAUAUUUGACAACACUGAAGUUGAUGAAGAGGUCAAAGUUUGCAACAAUUCCAACAUAAACUCAUUUAACAGUGAUAGUGAGGGAGCUGCUCUCACUUUUCAUACAGAGAAUGCAAGUGGCUCAAAUUUUUUUGGUGAUGUGGAUCUGUCAGAAGAGAGAUAUGAUUCAGCCUCAAGCUUGUCUCAGUCAUUUGAUGUACCAAGUAUUGGAUUGGACUCUCGAGAGAGGUCUUGGUCACCUUCAUCUACAGGUGAACAAUCUGAAAGUGAAAAGCUGAAAGGAGCAUGUGCUGCAAAUGGCAAAAGGGACAAAGAAGUUACACAUGAUUUCUCUUUUCCUGAUGGUGCAGAGACACAGUUUUAUUCUCAUCAUCACUUAAAUGACAAUGUAGAUGGUGCAGUUAAUUUACCAGAUAGAGCCCAAGAUAGUUUAAAGCAAGAAGACUUAACUAGUGUGAAUCAAGAUUCACUUCCUAACAAAGACUCACCACAGAGGCAGAGUGUUUCAGGUGCAAGGUUCACUGCUCAAAAGGACACAGCCACAGAUCAGUCUGACUCUCAUGUGAGCAAUCAGUCAAAGAAAUGGGAGCACUUAGGGGCCAGGCCAAGAGACAGACCUCUUAAAACAGACAGAUGUCCAGAACCUUCUUUGCUAAACUCAUUGGAAGACUUGGUCCCUCAACAAGUUGCUGGACCUGUGGCUCAUGGAGUGGCCAACACAUUCUUAGAAAGACACUCAGAAGACAAACAUCUUCAUGAAAGUUUAUAUUACACUAAUGCUGAGAAGAUGUUGACUGAGAAUUCUUCAUUGCAAGGAGCUUCUCAUUUAGACAGUGUGAUAAACUUGACUGACUCAAAUAAAGCUAAACUGUACUUUGGUGAAUGUCAAGUUCCUUUCAGGCCAGAUCCAUAUUCUCAAACAUAUGCGUCAUUGUUCCCUCAGACUAGUGGAGCAUUUAUUGGAGGAAAUAAUAGUUCAAACACUGGCUUCAACUUAUUGAAUCCUAAUGUAGCCAACAACUUUGUGCCUCUUACAGGACUGCAAGAUGGGACUUUUCCACCUUUGCAAAGAGAUGAACGUUUUCAUUCUGGGUUCACUGGUUCAGGAUUGACCUCUGAUUUCAUGCAGCCCACAGGAUCUCAAAUAGGUGCCUCAAACACAUUGAAUUCCAAUUUAUCAAUAAAUGACUAUGCUCUUGGUACAAGAGAGCCUCAAAUACCACCAGAUGGGCAUUUUACAAGUUUGCCAAUUAAUCCACCAAUUCACUCAGGGUUCAAUGGUUCAGGCUUCACUUCUGACUUGACAGGGUCCACAAGGCCUGAAAUGACACAUUCUGCAACUGGUACACAUAGAAACAGUGACUUUGGUGGCAGUGCAUCAAUGUUACCUUCAACAAGAAAUUCUGGAUUAUUAGUAAGUUCAUCAGUUAACAAGCAAACCUAUGGUUUCCCUCCAGAUGCUUCCCCAACUUCAUCUUCAGGAGCAAGGGUUAAUGGAUCUGACAGCAGGCUUUUUUCAGAUUCAGAGUCAAGUAGAGUUAGUCAGUUAUUGCCAGUCACAACAGGCAGGGAUGGUUUGAAUACAUCUGAAGAGGUUAACUCUAGUAGCAAUGCAAUGAAUGCAUCUGGUGAUCAUUUGGCUUCUGGACACUAUAGAGAAGGAAGCAGGGCCUAUAAUUCUUCAAGCUCUCACAUGAUAUCUGGUACUGAUACAGGGGAGAGUCAAUCUGGCGAAACUGAAGAUUCAGUCACAAACAGAAACUAUGGUACAGAGUCAGUGGAGUCUACAGAUAACUCCCUGCUUGAAUUGGAACAGCGUGUUGAAGAAGCUUGUGCAAUGGUGGAAAGAGUGCUUAGGGAGAGAGAAGAAAGAGAAGAGUUUGGUCGGGAAAUUGAAAGAAAAGAGCGUGAAAUUCGAGCAGAAAGAGCACGAAAGAAGAGAGAAAGAGAAGCAAGGGAGCUAGAGGAAGCCAGAGGAUGGCCUCAACAGCAGGAACCAGUUACUGGACAAUCUUUAUGGCUUUGUGAGCAUUACCAACGUCAUUGUAGAGUACGCUUCCCUUGCUGUAACAACUUCUAUUCAUGCCACCGUUGCCAUAACAAUUCCAAAGAAUGUGAGAAUGAGGAAGCUAAAGCAAGUCAUGCAACUCACCUUAAAUGCAGCUAUUGUCAUCAUGAACAAGAGGUGAUGAAAGGUUUUUAGUUAUGUUGUAAAUUACAGUUAUAAGAAUUGCCAUAUUUUUUUAUUGGGAGUGGUAGAAAACGUAUAGGAGGAGAUUCAUGUCCUUCUUUCCAGUAACUUUUGUUAACUGUUUUGGUGAGUUAUUAAUUACAAUACAUUCUCCACUGUUGCAAACUCACUUUGCAUGUGUAUGCACAAUUUUAGUUUCCAUUUAAAUAAAAAUUAAGCAAAACAAACCUCACUGCAAAGUCAGAUACCAAAAUGUUUUCUCCUUUCCAUGGCAACUACACUGGCCACAGGUUGGAGUGCUGUUCUCUCUGAUGAAUGAGACAAUCUAUGUUUAGAACUUUGUGAUCAUAAUUCCCACUAACUUAGAAUGUGAGACUUACAAUUUUCCAAAUCAUUUCCUUUCAGAUUGGUGAAGACAGUGGCAAGUGUCGUAGCUGUGGAGCAAAGAUGUCAGCAUACUUCUGUGCUAUUUGUAAACACUUUACCAGCAUUGACAAAAAUCCAUAUCAUUGUGAAAAAUGUGGAAUAUGCCGGUAACUGACCUGACAACGUUUUAAGUUAAUAUAAAACUUUGCUGUUGUGUUUUUCACAACUUUUUAUGUUUUGAAGCCACAUGAGCUUUUUUGAGGCUCAAAGUUUCACUUUUCUCGUUAGUCAUCUUUUUGGCAACCUACAUGUGUAGAAUCGUAGAAUGGUCACCAGAAAGUAUUGGUAUUAUAAUAAGAUAAGCAUUGGUCUUAUUAUGUCAUGUUUCCUUGUAGCAUACAUAAAGACAAAUCGUUCCACUGUGAUGUAUGCAAUGUCUGUCUUGACAAACGGCUUCAAGGAAAGCACAAGUGUAGGCCAGACUCUGGCCAUGAUGAAUGCUGUAUCUGUUUAGAGGUGAGCUGGUAAACUUCAAAAUACUCAACCACUGGUUUCUUAAUCAUUUUUAUUAUUAUUGUUACUAUUAUUGAUAUAUUUUUAACAAUUUUCCUUUCCACUUAUUUUCCCAUGAGUAAAUUAUCCCACUCUGUAAGUGUAACACUGUGUUCUUUCCAAACUGAUGUAUUGAAAAUCACUUUCACACAUGCUGUGUUCUGUGACCACUUAAAAUUAUACCUUCUGACAUUUUGUCAUUUUUUUGUGAGAAGAAAUAUAAAUGUAACACCUAAGAUCCUGACAUACUUUGAACAACUUUUCUAGCCCACUUCAUGUAUAUAUACUAUAAAACUUGUUUAUACUUUACUUUUAUCCCUUAUUUCUGGACUAUCUUUUAACACUGAUUCAAUCAUAACUUCAGCAUAAUAACUUUUCAUUUUUGUGUUACUUAUAGGAUGCUUUCAGUGGAUGUCAGAUUUUACCCUGCUCACACAAGGUUCAUCGAGAAUGUGCAAUAGCUAUGAUACAGAAUGGAAUGUAAGCACUUAAUUCUUCAAUAUUCCUUCUCCACUUCUUUGCCUUGUUUGUUUAUUUGUAUGUUGUUGUGCUAGACUACACAGUUUUCCCUUCAUAGUCAUCAUUUUUCCAGAGAAAGCAAAUAGUAGAACCAAAGUUGAAAACUCUUAUAAGUAACUACCUCUGAUACACUACUGUGACCAGACUAUUUGUUGUCAUUGGAAAUUCUCAGAACUUCUGAGAUUACCCUCCUUUUGAGUUACCACUUAAGGUGGGUAACUAGCCCUUGCAUUACACUUGGUUGUAAUAAGGCUUCUCUGGCUUAUGGAUGCUCUUCUGUGUUCUUGCAAAUGAGGAAACCAUUCCACAACUUGCUCUCUUGCAUGUAGGGAAUCAGGUUUCUGCUGUGUGUCAUGUAACUUGUUAGUUAACUACAAGCAGCCAAAAAAAACUAUAUGUAUGUCAGUGAUUAGUAAUUGUAUGUUUCAUAUUUUUUUUGUUUUAGUCGCACAUGCCCAGUGUGCAGACACCCAUUAUACAGCCCAGCUCCUGAGUGAAAAUUGCUACAUUUUAUGAUGGUGACAAUCAGCUGCAUGUCAUUCAAAAGAAGAAGCACUUUUAAGGGAGAUGAAAAAUUUUGGCAAUUCUAAUGUUAAAGUUUAUAUUUGUACAUUGUUUGAGUUAAGGCUAUUACUUUGCCAUAUUGGCAAAAUGGAUUUCAGUUAGGUUUUGGUAAAAUACAUGUUCUUUGAAUGCUAAAUAUUUCUGAUAAGGGAACAAUUUUGUCUGGCUUUGAAAAAAAUUAAGACCAUGCUUCUAAAAUGGAAAAAAAGGCACAUAAUAGUUAAAUAAUUAUCUUAUUUAUUGAAGUUCUGGCUUGUUGCUUGAAAUUUAUCUUUGCAUAGUA
Pocillopora meandrina is the source of this 10297-nucleotide messenger RNA. Lineage: Eukaryota; Metazoa; Cnidaria; Anthozoa; Scleractinia; Pocilloporidae. The record is from the annotation of a GenBank genome assembly.